AUGGUCUAUGGAAAGCCGUGUCACCUUCCGGUUGAGCUGGAGCAUAGGGCAUAUUGGGCGGUGAAGCGAUGCAAUAUGAACUUGGAAGCUGCUGGUGAGCAAAGAAAGCUGCAAUUGAAUGAGCUUGAGGAAAUACGCAAUGAUGCCUAUGAGAGUUCAAGAAUAUACAAGGAGAAAACAAAGGCGUUUCAUGACAAAAUGAUCACAAGGAAAACUUUUGUUGUAGGACAAAAAGUUCUUCUCUUCCAUUCUUGCCUUAAAUUGUUUACGGGUAAGUUGCGUUCUCGUUGGGUUGGUCCUUUUGUUAUUACUAAUGUUUUCUCUCAUGGUGCGGUUGAGAUUCGUAGUGAAAAAACCGGCAAAGUGUUCAAGGUCUCUAGUUCCUACAUCCCUUGGAGUUGGAAUGUGUGCCACAUAUGUAUGGAAAUCCCUGACUAUGAACUUUCAUCUCCAAGUGGAACCUUUGGAUUCCAGUUCGUACUGGAUGAGCUAUGA
Messenger RNA from Rosa chinensis, 495 nucleotides. RefSeq lists its product as uncharacterized. The record is from RefSeq and is a predicted model, not a curated record. NCBI's taxonomy places the organism in Eukaryota, Viridiplantae, Streptophyta, Magnoliopsida, Rosales, Rosaceae. Bases 1 to 495 code for a protein of 164 amino acids. The transcript is spliced from 2 exons.